Sugiyamaella lignohabitans is the source of this 1434-nucleotide messenger RNA. RefSeq names its product Cyb2p (gene CYB2). The record is from RefSeq and is a predicted model, not a curated record. The coding region runs from base 1 to 1434 and encodes 477 amino acids. The transcript has a single exon. Gene Ontology annotation, molecular function: heme binding; oxidoreductase activity. Lineage: Eukaryota; Fungi; Ascomycota; Dipodascomycetes; Dipodascales; Trichomonascaceae.
AUGGUUAAAGUUCUGGCUGAAGAGAUUAAGAAACACACAACUAAAGAGUCGUGCUGGGUUGUACUUCACGGAAAAGUGUAUGAUGUUACGGACUUUUUGAGUCGUCAUCCAGGGGGUCAGAAGGCUAUUCUGCGGGUAGCAGGAAAAGAUGCUACUGAAGAAUUCGAUAUUAUCCAUCCAGAGGGCACUUUGAAGUCUCUUAGUUCAAGUGCUUAUAUUGGUGAAGUAGAAGAUAUUGAGAAUCUCAAGGAUACUCCAGAGACCUCUAAUGAAAGCAAGUUGGGAACUGUUGCAUUGCCAGCUUUGGAUGCCAUGCUCAAUUUAGAUGACUUCGAGAAAACAGCUCAGAAGGUUAUCUCUGCUAAAGGCUGGGCUUAUUACUAUUCAGCUUCUGAUGAUUUAGUCACAAAGGUUUAUAAUAACGAGGUCUAUAGAAAAGUCUUGUUACGGCCAAGGAUCUUCAAGGAUGUUGAGACGGUUUCUACAGUCAGCAAGAUACAGGGUCUUGUGACCACACUGCCUCUGUUUGUGAGUCCUGCCGCUAUGGCAAGACUAGCACAUCCGUCAGGUGAAAAGGGUAUCGCUCAUGCGUGUGGUUCAGAAGGAAUCGUACAAAUGAUCAGUAACAAUGCUAGCAUGAAAUUCGAAGAUAUUGUUAGUGAUCCAAUUGUUUCGACCCAGAAAUUCUUUUAUCAAUUAUAUGUUCAGAACGACCGCAAAAUAUCGGAAAAUGUUCUGUCAAAAGUAAUUGCUACAGGCAGAUGUCAUGCUAUCGUGCUCACUCUAGAUGCUCCUACUCCUGGUAAGAGAGAAGCUGAUGAGAGAGUUGCUAAUGAUGGCAAGACAUUUUCAGAAAACUCAGGAGGUAUUGCCAAAACGGAGACUUCAGAGGGUCUUGGAAGAGCUUUAUUUGCUGGCACUUCUGCUAGACUUCUUUGGGAUGAUCUUCACUGGCUCCGUAAACAAAUUCCUGCUGACAUGCCUAUUAUCUUAAAGGGUCUUCAAACAUAUGAGGAUGCGCUGAUAGCCGCUACACAAUGGGCACCCAAGGGUCUUGUUCAUGGAAUAUUACUAUCUAACCAUGGUGGAAGAGCCAUGGAUCAAUCUCAACCACCUCUGAUGAUUCUCCAAGAAAUCCGCAAAUACGCCCCCGAGGUAUUUUCGUCUAUUGAGGUUUAUGUAGACGGAGGUAUUCGCCGCGGAACUGACGUGGUGAAAGCCCUUUGUCUUGGAGCUAAACAAGUCGGAAUCGGUAGGGCCGCUUUAUACGGUUUGGCCGGUUAUGGCGAACAAGGAGUACAAAGAACUAUACAAAUUCUGAGGGAGGAAAUUGAAACUUGCAUGAGAUUGUUGGGUGUAAAUUCUGUUGAAGAGCUAGGCCCCCAGCAUGUCAACACUAGACAAUUAGACAAUUUAGUGUAUUCUAGACUUUAG